Penaeus vannamei (Pacific white shrimp) is the source of this 1346-nucleotide messenger RNA. The record is from RefSeq and is a predicted model, not a curated record. NCBI's taxonomy places the organism in Eukaryota, Metazoa, Arthropoda, Malacostraca, Decapoda, Penaeidae.
AGACAAGGGUCCAACCGCUACCAAGGAGGAGGAGGAGGAGGAUGGAGGAGGAGAGGAGGAGGAGGUGGUCAGCGGUACAUGGACGUGACGGACCAGGUCACAGAUCAGAUUGGCGGCCUAAGGCCAACGAAUGAUCCUCAGCAAGGAUAUUAUGGAGGCGGAGGUCAACCCGGAGGUCAGGAUUACUACGGAGGAGGAGGGCAGCAACCUCCGUAUCAGGGUCAGCAGGGCGGCUACGGAGGAGGACAAGGAGGGUACGGAGGACAAGGUGGAUACGGAGGACAAGGAGGAUACGGAGGACAAGGAGGAUAUGGAGGACAAGGAGGAUACGGAGACCAGGGAGGCGGCGGACAAGGGGAUAUGAUUUCCGGCCUCAUCGGAGGGUUUCUCGGAGGUGGUGGAGGCGGUGGACACCAGCAACAAGGAGGAGGAGGAGGAGGAGGAGGAGGCAUGAACGAUCUCAUCAGCGGAAUGGCUUCGAAUUAUAUCGGAGGAAUGAUUGGUGGAGGUCAGAAUCAAAAUCAGUAUCAAGGUCACGGAGGUCAGGGUGGCGGUGGUGAUUUUAUCUCCGGCAUGGCGUCAUCCGUCAUCGGGAAUCUGUUCAGCGGAGACUCGGGAGAGGCCACCAAGCAGAAGACGGGAUUCGACGACAGGAUGGUUGCUGGAAUCGUCUCGAAUGUUGUGAGGGGAAUCAGGGGCCGACCUCAACUACCCCAAGGAGAAGCCGACGGCGUUAAUGACGACGUUGUGGCUUCCGUCACUUCAUCCGUCAUCAAGGAGAUUGUAAGCCAAGACAGCGAGGGCAAAAUCCUGUCUUCGAGCGACCCCAAUGUCAACAGCUCCAUUGUCUCGAACAUCGCUUCGAAGAUCGUGCAGAAUAUUAUGACCUCGGACACCCCAGAAGGAGAGGAACUAAAAGCCGCAGCACGCAAAGGAGGCGAAGUGGAAGGAGGAUUAAUUGGGGGUCUCGUGUCCGAUGUCAUUGGGGGAUUAAUUGGAGGACGCGGAGGAAUGGGAGGGGGAGGUGGAGGAGGAGGAGGAGGAGGCAUGAGGAAUGAUCUGAUUGCUGGUAUGGCGUCGCAGUAUAUCGGGAAUAUGCUCAGUGGAGGAGGAAAUCGCGGAGGAGGGGGAGGUCAGAGGAAUCAGGACGACGUGCUGUCUGGCAUCGCGUCGAACGUCAUCGGAGGUUUGGUCGGCGGAGGAGGAAGCGGUGGCGGAGGUGGAAGCCAGCCGUCCAUGUCGGGCGGAGCCAUCGCUUCGAACAUUAUUGGCAAGAUUGUCAGGUAAGGGAGAUAAGGAAUGGAGAUAAAGAAUGGGAAGGAAAGAGAGAGAGAGAGAGAGAGAGA